Diaporthe citri is the source of this 1608-nucleotide messenger RNA. RefSeq lists its product as uncharacterized. Gene Ontology annotation, molecular function: transcription cis-regulatory region binding; DNA-binding transcription factor activity. The record is from RefSeq and is a predicted model, not a curated record. Gene Ontology annotation, cellular component: nucleus. Gene Ontology annotation, biological process: positive regulation of transcription by RNA polymerase II. The transcript is spliced from 3 exons. The coding region runs from base 1 to 1608 and encodes 535 amino acids. NCBI's taxonomy places the organism in Eukaryota, Fungi, Ascomycota, Sordariomycetes, Diaporthales, Diaporthaceae.
AUGGAGAAACCGGGGAAAUCCAAGAACAAGGUCAGGAAGUCUCGGUCGAGGGGCAUGCGGACCAAAACUGGAUGUCAGCCAACACAGCCCUCUUCCAGUCUACCAGGGGUGACGCCAACCCAGAACGCUCCCUUCAUUUCAAGCUUUCAGAGGCCCGAAGUAUCACACCUAUCAGAUGAGAGACAACAUCAGGCCCAGCAUGCAUUCAGUCCAGAAACAGUGGCCUCUGAGCUGCUCACAGCGGACCUCGCAUCCACUCGUUGGCUUGACCUUCUGGCGAGUGAUGCUGCUCAAGCAGACAGCGGGUUCUCUCUGGCACCGAGUCCAUCGACAAGUCCCGCACCCCUAGCAGGAGCAGGGGCUGGUCUCAACUAUGAAGCUACACACCCUGCAGAUUUGGAAGUUGCUCGUAGGCAGGCCAAUAGCCGCAUCCUUCCUGGUACCGAGCUUGAACACCCUGUCGAUGGUGUGCGCCAUAGUGCUUGCGAGCUACAGGCGUGGCAACUCGACCAGGACAUAUCUCUCCGAGACGAAGAAGCAAUCCUGUUCCGAACGUUCACGGAGAAGGCUGCGUUGCUGCUGGACCUGUUUGACCCACACAGGCACUUCUCGACCCACGCCACUAGGUUAGCUCUUCGAAACUUGGGUCUUAUGAAAGCCAUCCUCGCAUUAGCCUCGCGCCUUGCCACUUCCACCGUGGGGGCUAGGACAUUCGAUCCCAGUAUACCAGUCCAAUACUACUACGAGACGCUCCACUACGUCCGAGAAGCUCUGCAGUAUACAACAUACACCCGAUCUGAGGAGCUGCUAGCCACGGUGAUCAUCACUUCGACAUACGAGAUGCUCGAUGACAGCAAGGGUAAUUGGACGAGACACCUGAAGGGCGUAUUUGGGAUCCAACGCUCACAGGACGUCCACGGCGCCUCUGGCGGCCUGCGACAGUCCGUGUGGUGGGCAUGGCUGCAGCAAGACCUCUGGGCCGCCUUCCGGGAAAAGAGGCGGUGCUUCAGCUUCUGGAGGCCGGCCAAGGAUGUCUCCGAGCUCACCCAGAACGAGCUCGCCAACAGGGCCGUCUACCUCCUGUCACAGGCUGUAAACUUUUGCGCAGACUCCCAUUCGAAAAUAUGGACAAUGGAGGCCAGGAUCCAAUCCGGGAGCGUCUUGAACGUAGCCUUGGAAAGGUGGAAGUCAUUCGUGGGACCAGCUUAUAAGCCUCUCCCAUGCCCUCCGUCCCGCUUGCAAGGCUCUGAGUUCAAGUCUAUCUGGAUCCACCCCCCUCAAUUUGCCGUGGCUAUGCAGGUCUACAAUUUUGCCAAAAUACUAAUCUCCCUCCACCUCCCAGGCAUCGGUGGCUUCCAGGGCUACUUGCAGACUCAGCGAGUCUUGUCAGAUGCAGUAGAAACCAUCUGUGGGAUUGCCAUGGAGUUGAAGGACGAAGGGUGCCAAAUUCUCUCAGCCCAGUGCCUCUUCGGCGCGGGGCUUUGUACUCAUGACCUAGUAAAACGGGAGGCCAUCAUCUCGCUGAUCAGUGACUGUGAAGCGCGGACUGGGUGGCCCAUAUUAACGUUGAAAGAAGAUUUGAGGGCGGAAUGGGCCACUGUCAGCUGA